CCAACCGACCACGCGACUAUUGCCCACUGAAUCUGCCGACCAGCGGACGCGGCUGAAUUCGAAAAACAAUCGAACUUUAUUUAAAAAAAAAAACGAAAUAAAAAAAAUAAAAUAUAGUGCUUCAUGUUUGGUGUUUGAACUGUUACAGAACUAAAUUUUGACUUUAUAAUAAAAAAAUAUUAAAAAAAAAAGGAAAAUGGCUCGUUAUAUUUUGAAAACGCUACUUUUCUUCUGUUUUACAUUUGUAACAUACACCGGGGAAGCUGCGGAGAAUGAUACGCCUACCAUAUCUGAGUAUCUUCUACCAUGCAGCCGCAGCGAUCCAGAUUUGGACAACUGUAUAAAGGGAUCGUUCAAUCAUUUACGGCCCUACCUAGCGAGGGGUCUGACGGACUUAAACGUUCCACCAGUUGAGCCUCUGUUUAUAGACAAACUGGUGAUGGAAAAUGAUGCGGGACCAGUACGAGUGAGAGCGACCUUCAGCAACAUCACUGUAGUCGGACCUAGUAAUUAUACUGUGACUAAAAUCAGAUCUGACUUGAAAAAGCUGAGAAUCGACAUGGGGAUCGUUCUACCUCGCAUCGAAGUCACCGGUCACUACGAAGUGAUGGGUCAAGUUCUUCUUUUCCCCGUUCGCUCACAGGGAGACUUCUGGGCUUCAUUCAACGACGUUGUUGCUAUCGUGAAGAUAUUCGGGAAGGAGAUAGAGAAGGAGAACGUUAAGUAUAUGACGGCAGACAGGAUGGUGGUGGACUUUAAACUGAAGAGCUCCAGGUUCAAGGUCAGGGACACCGUCAACCACGGCAGCGUCAUUGGGGAGGCGAUGAACCAGUUCCUCAACAACAACGCUCACGAGAUCAUCGAUGAGAUGCGACCAGCUGCCUCCGCUGCCAUAGCGAAACAUUUCCGCACCUUCCUUAACGCGGCCUUCGAGAGAAUACCUAUCAACGUUUGGUUGACACCUUAAACUUUAUCACAGUUCACUGACAGCAUAAGAUUCGUCAAAUAUAAAAUUAAAUAAUUUACACUUAAUGAAUAAGUACAAGGUAUAUUGUUAAGUAAAUUUUAGUUUCGUAAAUGGACUUUUCAGUGAAUUAUAUUUUAAAAUAAAUAUUAAUCAGUUUUGUGAGGAAAAUAAUAGUGUUGAAGUGUGCAAUCAAUCCAUCAAUCAAUCAUAGCGUGAAUUUGAUCCAACAACCAUACUUCUUCAAAUGUAUGUGAUAGUUUUGUUCCGUACAUGACUGUUUGUUUUAUGAAAUAUAAACAAAAGUGUUGGAAAAUAUGUGAAAUAAGAUGCUAGACGAUUGAUAUGCUCGUCUGUGUUGAAUGAAAGUUUUCGUCGAAUAAUUUCAGAAUUACAAAGUUUAUAUCUAACAUACGCACAUAUAUGGAGUAUUUUUAAAUUUUAUUUUAAAACGCUAAUCACGUUUCUGCAUCAAACCGUCACUUCAUCUUUACGGACCAUUAAAAAUAUGUUAAAAUACAGAGAAUUUUUAAAAAAUAUGUUCAAAUGAUCAGCAUUAUUUUCUUUCGAUAUAUAUAUAUAUAUAUAUUCGUAAUCAAAUUCGUCUGUUUAAUCGUGACUGAUUUUAGUGUGAUUCUGUUGUUUCAUAAAUCAAUUUAUUGAAAAUUUAAAGUAUAAUUAAGUCAAAUAAGUUCAUCUCGAUAUUAGGAAUAGGACAUUUAUUUAUUUAGUAAGAUAGUUAAAACGUAUAUGAAUUGUGAUGUCGAUAGAGAUUUAGGGAUUGUCUUAAUGAAUAAACAUUAUAAAAUUUG
Molecule: messenger RNA, 1776 nt
Organism: Danaus plexippus (monarch butterfly)
Lineage: Eukaryota; Metazoa; Arthropoda; Insecta; Lepidoptera; Nymphalidae
Exons: 5
Coding region: 197-967 (256 amino acids)
Source: RefSeq, a predicted model, not a curated record